This is a messenger RNA of Syngnathoides biaculeatus (alligator pipefish), 1313 nucleotides long. RefSeq lists its product as uncharacterized. The annotation marks the transcript as partial. NCBI's taxonomy places the organism in Eukaryota, Metazoa, Chordata, Actinopteri, Syngnathiformes, Syngnathidae. The transcript is spliced from 10 exons. The record is from RefSeq and is a predicted model, not a curated record.
UUGAAAUUUAAAAAAAAAGGCAUUUGAACAGGGAAGUGUUGACUUUACAUCCACUCUUAAAGUGGUUUGUCACUUUAAAGAAUCUGUUUUUAAUGAGAAUUUUUGAAAUUUUAUGCGACAAAACAGGGGGAAAGACUCAAAAGUCGGAGACAGUUAAAAUGCUUCGCAUUCUUCCGACAGGUCACAUUGAUCCGAUGGUUACCUGGUUAAUUUGCGUUUUUCGUAACUGUUGCAGUCCUACAAGUUACUACAUUCUCGUCUAGUUUCUACAUGUACCCACUCAGCAAGGGUUUUUGUAGAUCAAAUUCUCCUGAUGAAGACAUGAGGUCACAGUCAAAGCCAUACUGAAAGGAAAGACUAAAACACCAACGAGGAGGAAAUGAAGUUGAUGGAUAGCUACUUCGCACAUUUCUUCGGACAUUUCGUAAAAUAAGUUGGUUUCAUCAAUGAAAACCAGACAAAAGUGGGGAUGAUAUUACCAAAGGCAGUCAGAUUCAUCAUUCUACCCCUUCUGGCUGCAUGCAUCUUGUGGGAGAAUACGGGCUACUCUCAGUCAACAGAAUUGGUAUUCCAAGAUGUGACAUAUCGAACAUUUUUCCAGAAUCAUGUCAGAGAGAAAAGAAAUGAAAAUUGUUUUGCAGCAAAUUGUUCUACAAUAUCAGUGGACAGUGUCUUCUCAUUGGACACGCUAACAAUAGACAUCGAGCCAACAGGGUUCAUUGAUCUACUGAGGGAUGCUGUGAAAAAUUUCAUCUUACCUUUCAAGAUCACAGAUGAUUUAAUGGUGGCAAGCUUAAAUUUGACUACAGCCUGCUACCAAAACUCUACUGGAGGAUAUCAGUGUUAUUGUGAGGAUCAGUUCUUAUGGUCAAAGGACAUUUGUAACACAAUUGGUGCAUGCAGCAAUGCCAGCACACAAACCUGCAACUGCAUUAAUGGACUUCCACCUGGACAUUUCUGUGAACCAAGUAUCAUCACACAUCAACCAUUACCAAGAGAAGUUGAAACUGUCAUCACAGUAGACACUUCAAAUAACAUUGAGUCUUCACAAUUCAUUAAUCUACUGAGGGGUGUUCUGGAUAACAUCUCUUUGCCACUGGAGAUAGCAGAUAAUUUAACAUUGACAAGCUGGAAUUUGACCACAGGCUGCUAUCUAAACUCUACCGGAGGACGCGAGUGUCAUUGUGAAGAUUCCUUUGCUUGGUCAUGUGACAUCUGUUACACCUAUGGUGCAUGCAGCAAUGCCAGCUCCUCACGCUGUGACUGCAUAUAUGGAAUCCCUUCAUUUGGAACGUUCUGUCAACCAAUCUCAA